Messenger RNA from Physeter macrocephalus (sperm whale), 1638 nucleotides. RefSeq names its product cadherin related family member 4 (gene CDHR4). Gene Ontology annotation, cellular component: plasma membrane. Gene Ontology annotation, molecular function: calcium ion binding. NCBI's taxonomy places the organism in Eukaryota, Metazoa, Chordata, Mammalia, Artiodactyla, Physeteridae. The record is from RefSeq and is a predicted model, not a curated record. Gene Ontology annotation, biological process: homophilic cell-cell adhesion. The transcript has 13 exons. The coding region runs from base 1 to 1638 and encodes 545 amino acids.
AUGGUGCUGCUCAGGCCCCUGGUGCUUCUUCUUGCUCUGGUUGUCUCUGACCUCCACUGCCUGCCCUGGUUCAUAAAUGUCUCUGAGAGCCAGGGACCUGGCACCAUCCUUCAGUCUUUCUCCUUCAACUGCUCUUCAUACACACCCACCCUGGAGUUGCUCCAUGUGCAGCCACCCACCACCUUCUUCAACCCACCUAGCCUAACUAGAUGGCAGGGGAUCUAUGUGGGCAAGAUGACCUUGAGCAGCUCAGCCCGGCUGGAUGCCCUGACAGUGAACCACUAUGAGCUGCAGCUGCGGUUCACAUGUGGCAACCAUGUGAUGGAGGGACCACUCUCUGUGGAUGUGCAGCGGGACCCUGGCCGUAUCCAGUGUGCUGGUCGAUUUGCCAGCCCAGCUGGGGAAAUCAUUCAGGUGCCAGAAACUGUCAAACCUGGGGCCCGGCUGUACACUCUGCUGCUCCCAGGCCAGGGAGCCCAGAUGAGCAUCACCAGUGCCCAGGAUCCGCCAUACUUCCCUGGACCUUUCUCUAUCAAUGGGCAAGGUUGGCUGCAGGCACCAUCCCAGGGCCUCAAAGGCCAGGCUCAAAAGGUCUUCCAGCUUCAGAUCCUGGUGAGCUUUGGACAAGGCCGAAGCUGCUGUGGGAUGCUGACAGUGAAAGUUUUGCCUGCUCUCUCCAGACAGGUCUCCUUCCUGCAGCAAGCCCAGAAUAUCACCAUCCCGGAGAACCUGGUCCCCGGAAGUAAGGUGGUUCAGGUCCAGGCCCGGGGCUUCGAUGUGCGCUACGAAAUCCUCUCCCCAGUGCCCUGCCGGCUCUUCUCCAUCGGACGCGUCGACGGAGUGGUCCGGACAACCUCGCCUCUGGAGCUGGCGCAAGCCCCAGACGCCGCGGUCACUAGGCUGCGGGUGAAGGCCUUUGAGCGGCUCUGGCCGUGGGCCAGCGCCGAGCUUGAUUUCAGGGUGGACGUGCAGCCGGUCAACCGCUGGCCCCCGCGCUGCACACCAGCGCUGCUGGUGACUCAAAUCCCCGAGACCACGCCUGUGGGCACUGUGCUGAAUACCUUCACUUGCACUGACCCUGAAUCUCCUGGCUCCGCCCUGGACUACCAGCUGCUGUUCCACAGCCCUGCUGACGCAGCCAGCCUCUGCCUUCAAGACAGAGUCCUGGAGGUGAAUGCCACACUGGACUGUGACACUCCUGGCGCCUGCUUUCAUCAUGCAGCUUCCAUCCUGGUGCUUGAUAGUGGUCAGCCUCUGAUGACCACUGAGGUGCCAGUACUGGUGAUGGUGACACCUGUCAACGAGUUCUCCCCAGCCUGUGUCCCACGCACAUUCCGGGUUCGUGAGGAUGCAGGGCCCCACACUCUUCUGGGCUCUGUGGUGGGCAAGGACAUGGAUUACCCGCACGACAGCAUUGAGUACUCCAGCCCUGGCGGGUCUGCCACUUUUGCUGUGGACCGUCUCAGCGGGGAGGUUCGCCUCCUGGGGCCUUUGGACUAUGAGCUGCAGAAGUUCCACAGUCUCACUGUCCUGCUGACUGACCAUAGCCAAGACCAGGACCCUACCUGCCACCGCUCAGGCUCUUGCACCAUUACCAUUGAGGUGGAGAUCUGGUUUCCUUCUGCCUAUGUCACCUAG